Messenger RNA from Elgaria multicarinata webbii, 1623 nucleotides. RefSeq names its product bone morphogenetic protein 4 (gene BMP4). The record is from RefSeq and is a predicted model, not a curated record. The coding region runs from base 299 to 1600 and encodes 433 amino acids. Gene Ontology annotation, molecular function: growth factor activity; cytokine activity. Gene Ontology annotation, cellular component: extracellular region. Lineage: Eukaryota; Metazoa; Chordata; Lepidosauria; Squamata; Anguidae. Gene Ontology annotation, biological process: BMP signaling pathway. The transcript has 3 exons.
GAAGGCAGCCUGCUUGGGAGUUUCAUUAUAUUCAAAUAUAUUCAUUUUCCAGGAGCCACUCCGGAGCACCAAGACGCGGCGAUCGCUCCAGCCAGCAGCUCCAAGAAGCAACCCGAAACAGCAGCCAGCAGCAACCAGCAACCAGCAACUAGCAAGCAGCAGCAGCAGCAGCAGCGAGCCCCUCUCGGCCAGCCCGACUCCGGAUUUCCCCGCGCGAGCUUUCACACGAGUCCUGUUCCACACUGGCUGUCAAGAACCAUGGACUGUUUCUACCUGCCUUGCUUUCUGUCAAGACACCAUGACGCCUGGUAACCGAAUGCUGAUGGUCGUUCUAUUAUGCCAAGUGCUGUUAGGAGGCACUAACCGUGCCAGCCUGAUACCCACCGAGACUGGCAAGAAGAAAGUGCCCGGCGACCAGCAACAGCAGCAGCAGCAGCAGCGAGGCGGGGCCCAGGGGGAGCGUCAGGGCGCCUCGGCCGCUCCACGCCGCCCCUUCCCCAACCAUGAACUCUUGCGUGGGUUCGAGGCCACCCUCCUCCAGAUGUUCGGCCUCCGCCGGCGGCCCCAGCCCGGCCCGGCGGCCGUCAUCCCAUCCUACAUGUUGGAUCUCUAUCGCCUCCAGUCCGGGGAAGAGGAGGAAAACCUGCACGACCUCAGCCUCCAGUACCCGGAGAAAUCCACCAGCCGCGCCAACACCGUGAGAAGUUUUCACCACGAAGAGCACCUGGAGCACGUGGCCGGCCCGGAGUCCACCGCCGCCGCCGCCGCCCGGCUGCGCUUCUUCUUCAACCUCAGCAGCGUGCCGUCCAACGAGGCGAUCUCUUCGGCCGAGCUGCGCCUCUUCCGGCAGGAGAUCCGCGAGGAGGCGGGGGCGGAGGCCUGGCCCCAGGGCUUCCACCGGAUCAACGUCUACGAGGUGAUGAAGCCGCUGCCGGGGGGGGCCUUGGUCAGCCGGCUGCUGGACACCCGCGUGGUGCACCACAACGUGAGCCGCUGGGAGAGCUUCGACGUGAGCCCCGCGGUGGCGCGAUGGACGGCAGGCGGCCAGCCCAACCACGGGCUGGCCGUGGAGGCGCUGCACCUCCACCCCGCGCAGACUCACCAGGGCAAGCAUGUCCGGAUUAGCCGCUCUUUACCUCAAGGGGCCCGCCUGGGGGCCGGCGACUGGGCCCGCCUGCGGCCCCUGCUGGUCACCUUCGGCCACGACGGCCGGGGCCACGCGCCGCUGACCCGCCGCCGCCGCCGGCCCAAGCGCAGCCCCAAGCACGCGCGCCAGCGGAAGAACAAGAAGAACUGCCGCCGCCACGCGCUCUACGUGGACUUCAGCGACGUGGGCUGGAACGACUGGAUCGUGGCCCCGCCGGGCUACCAGGCCUUCUACUGCCACGGCGACUGCCCCUUCCCGCUGGCCGACCACCUCAACUCCACCAACCACGCCAUCGUGCAGACCCUGGUCAACUCCGUCAACGCCAGCAUCCCCAAGGCCUGCUGCGUGCCCACGGAGCUCAGCGCCAUCUCCAUGCUCUAUUUGGACGAGUACGACAAGGUGGUCUUGAAGAACUACCAGGAGAUGGUGGUCGAAGGCUGCGGGUGUCGCUGAAGGGGGCCGGAGGCGCGGGGGGG